UUUAAAAAUUCAUCCCGUGUUGCACCAAACUGCCCUUCAUGGCGCCGAUUCUGAGAAUAGCUGUACUUCAACUGGACAGUUUUCCUUCCAAGAAGGAAGCAAUAGAGAACGCAAUCAACCUGAUCCGUACGGUUGUGAAAGAUAAACGAGCCCAGCUUGUUAUACUGCCGGAGUGUUGGAACUCGACUUACAGCACCGCUGAGUUUGCCAAUUCGGCCGAAUCCAUUCCGGACGGGGAAACCUCGCUAGCUUUGUCGCAGGUGACUUCAGAAUUGGGAAUCUAUUUGAUUGGGGGAACGUAUCCGGAGAAGGAUGAGGACAAACUUUUCAACACGUGCCCAGUGUGGGGGCCCAAAGGUGAAUUUUUGGGCAAGUAUCGUAAGAUGCAUUUGUUCGAUAUGGACAUUCCCGGAGUUUGUACGUUCAAAGAGUCCAGCGUGUUCACGGCGGGAAACGAGUUUUUCACAUUCAACAUUGGUGAGUUUAAGGUGGGUGUGGGUAUUUGCUACGAUCAGCGGUUUCCGGAAUUUGCUGCUGUCAAUCGCCAGCUGGGUUGUGACCUGUUGGUUUUCCCAUCCGCAUUCGAUGCCUUCACUGGUCCGAUGCAUUUCGAGCUGAUCGCCCAAGCUCGGGCGCUGGACAACAGUAUGUUCGUGGUGCUUUGUUCUCCGGCACGGGAUGUGACCAAAGAUUACGUCGCAUACGGUUACUCAACCAUUUGUGAUCCUUGGGGUCGAGUCGUGUGUCAUGGCAAAGAGGGUCCCACGGUUCUGACGGCGGAGUUGGAUUUUGAUAUGUGCUCCACGAUCCGUAAGCAGAUUCCGGUGCUCAAUCAGAAACGAACUGAUAUGUAUAAAUUGCAAGUGUUGGCAUGAAUAAGGGAGAAGAAUCGUUUUAAAAUAAAUUGCUUUGGUGUUGGUAAAA
Molecule: messenger RNA, 924 nt
Organism: Malaya genurostris
Lineage: Eukaryota; Metazoa; Arthropoda; Insecta; Diptera; Culicidae
Product: omega-amidase NIT2-like
Exons: 1
Coding region: 39-875 (278 amino acids)
Biological process (GO): oxaloacetate metabolic process; L-glutamine metabolic process
Cellular component (GO): mitochondrion
Molecular function (GO): omega-amidase activity
Source: RefSeq, a predicted model, not a curated record